Larimichthys crocea (large yellow croaker) is the source of this 2602-nucleotide messenger RNA. It is a transcript of the gene clrn2, whose product is annotated as clarin 2. The transcript is spliced from 4 exons. The coding region runs from base 519 to 1220 and encodes 233 amino acids. The record is from RefSeq and is a predicted model, not a curated record. NCBI's taxonomy places the organism in Eukaryota, Metazoa, Chordata, Actinopteri, Sciaenidae.
GUAUUUCUUGCACCAUAUAGAGGAGUAUGAAGUAAGCUAUAGCAUCCAUAAAAUAUAAAUGAAAUAUACUUAUGUUAUCUUAAACCACUAAUAUGCAAAACAUAGACUUUAAUGAAUAAGUGGAGCAUGCAAAAAGAAAAUGGGAUGUAUGAUAAUAAAUCCUCCAUAGUGUGAUCUUAUUGGUCCUCCUGUUGUUGAUAUGUCCUCUGACCUUUAGGGUUUGUGUUACAGAGGACCACAGCCGUCACUCUGACACCAUUAAUCAUCCUACAUGACUUUAUAGCUGCAGUCGCCUCUAAGGUCAGCAGUGAUAGAUUUCCGGCUCAAAAGGCCAAGUCGCAAAGGUUAAAUUAUCCCCGGAAUAAAGAGGAGUGUGAAGAGGGAGCAGGAACCAGGCGCACGGGGCACGGAUAGAGUUUCUCCCGACAGUAGAUUAAACUCAUGGUGAUCGCCGAGUGUGUUCCGCGGUCGCUGGCCGGCGUCGUGUUACCUUCCUCGGGGCACCAUGGGCUCGUAAGAUGCCUUCGCUGUGGAAACGGAUAACGUUCUCGGUGGCCUCGGUGCUCUGUGUCCUCUCGGUGGUCCUCCUGGUAGUGGCCCUGUCCACGGAGCGGUGGGUCACCGGGCGCAUCCUGUGUAAAACCGGGGCGGAGAUAGUGAACGCGUCUAACCCGGAGCUGGACAAGUUCACUGGGGAUAUUUACUACGGUUUGUUCCAGGGAGGAAAGGCCAAGAGGUGUGGGCUCGGAAAAAGGCGCUCCAAAAUAUACAUAUUCCCAAAGCUUGUGCGGACGUUGAACAGUGGCCUUCACAUGAUGGUGAUCCUCUUCCUGCUGGUGGCCAUGGGCUUUGCAUUUGUCAGUCUGUCUUUCUGUAUUUACAAUGCACGCAAGGUUCCCUACCAGAGCAUGAAAGGGCACAAAGGACUCUACCUGUGGAACUUCAUCGCUGCUCUUUUCGGUGCCCUGGCCUUGCUGUGUUUCCUGGCAGCUGUGAGGCAUCACCGUCUGACCGAGCGGGUGGCCAAUUAUCGCGAGAACCUCUUCGUUCUCAUUGUCCUGGACGACAGCCUGGACUUGUCUUUCUGGUUGGGUGUUGGCAGCAUUGCGACUCACUUUGCUGUCUGUGGAGUCGUUGCCAUGAGCCGGAUCAAACUUCCCAAACCAGAAAUUAAGAAACCUGAAGAACCCACCAUCUCUUCUCUGGACCUGCUGUACUGAAGGAAGGAGUGUUGUUGGUCACAUUUACAUCAAUGAUGAUUCUCAAGAGCAAACCAUAAUGACUGACUGUAGAAUGAAACCAACACUGUGCCAGAGCCCCUUUCCUUUUACGUGAUGUCAUUUUUAUGUAGAUUCUCACUUGACAAAUCAUUGUCCAGUGUUAUAUAUUUAUGUAUUUGUUUAGUUAUUUUACUUACUUAAACAAAUGACUUGAUUUACUCAGGGGCCCUGGGACCAAAAUGAGCUCUUGGUCCUCCAUAAACCACUAGUUCCUCUCACUCUCAGUUUAAUAUGCACAGUUUCUACAUGUUACAGUACAGAAGGCCCCAGAUCUGCUGUGUGGUACUUUGAUAAAAUUAUUUUGAAAUAUUUUACUUAUAAGAAUGAAAAAAAACUGGAAAACUAGAUUUUGAUAAAGGCCCAUAUCAAAAGUAUCAGAAAUUAAACAUUAAAAUAGUAGUAGUUAGCACUGUGUGUUGUCUCCAGGUAACUUCUGACUCUAGAUUGGGAUUUUGGCAAUAUGGGAUUCACUAUCUUGCCGAAUGACACUUGCUGGGCAUUAGUGCAUUAUUAGCUACAGAAGACAAUAAUAUAAAUAAAUACAAGGGUUAUAAAAACCAGAGCAUGAAAAUGACCAAAGCAAAACAGACACUCACUCAUAGUUUCACUGAUAACAGGAUUAGAGAAAAGGCUGAGGCACAAACAGCAGAUCUUCAGGCAGUUCAUUGGACUUCUGUAUAUAUUUGUUGCUCUGGAGGAGUUGAAUGAGUGCAAAGAUCAUCCAGCAUAUCAAACUUGCCUUUUGUGUUCUGACCUCCUGUGCUGUAUAUAAUCUGUCUAUAGCUACAAUAUGUAAAUACACCAUUAUGUUUUUCAUUAUAUGUAUAUAAUAUCAUUAACAGUCUUUAGUGUCUCCUUUGUUUUUCGAUCCACAAUAGACAGUGUGAAAAUAUUAAUGAAUUAUGAGUUGUGGGCUUCUGUAAUAAACAUAUGAUCUUCCAUAAACAGAAAGAGACAAAGUAAUCAUCAUUUUAUUUUUAUUCACUUUAACUUGGUCAUAAAAAGUUCAUUGCCUGAAGAUUUUUCUCUUUUGAAGGUCAAAAUAUAAAUGAUUUUAUACAUGUUGAAAAAAAGUCAUCAUUAAAAGACUUUUAUGACUAAUUAGAUUGGGUAUAAUCUUUGAGUUGGCUGCAUGAUUAAUAUCUUUCCUUGUCCUGUCAGGGAGGGAACCUAAAACACUUUACUCCACGACUUCAAUUAAAAAGUUAAUUGGAAAGCAUGUUUCUUCUUUGUGUGUGUUUUUAUUUUUAUCUGAAGUUUUGUCUUGGCUCUUUUAUUUGUUUGCUAAGGUAAUUUAAUAUUGUCUACCCUAAACUUAUAAA